UAAAACUUCAUAAGAGGAUAACAAAGGAUAUGAAACAACAGAAUCAAGAAUUAAUAUCUACUUUCGAACUAAUGCGGAUAGCUGGAUAGUUUUGAACCUUACAUUAUGUAUCCUUGUUAUAAAACCUUCGUCCUGACUCUCGCUUUGUGCGCCUGCCUGGCCGCCGCCGAUGUGUCCCACUUACAGCCCAGCACCAGCUACCUUCCGCCUCCUCGUCCGGAACACGCUGUGUCCAUGAGCAUCGAGCAACAGGAGCUGCGAGAGCUGCCCGAGCAAGUGGAGUACAUGCGUCCAAAUGAACAGGGUCAGAUGGAGCCCAUGCCCAGCAGUCUUCUCACUCCUCCCGCUCCAGUGGAUCAGCAGGAAGCCAUGCCCUCCUCUCGCUACCUGCCACCUGCACCUGCACCUGUUCCCGUUCCAGUUGAGAUGACCGUUGAACCCGUGAUGAUGCCCCAGAUGGAAGUGAUGGAGAAGGUCCAGCAACAGCCAGAGCUCGCACAUCGUUACCUGCCUCCCGCACCAGUUUCUGAGCAGCAGCUGACCUACCAGCAAUACCAGGAGCAGAUGCAGCAGAUUCAGAUGCACGAUGAGCCCCAGGAACAGCAGCCCCAGCAACCGCAGGAACAGCCGGAACAGGAGGACCAGCAAGCAACGUACGUUCUGGAUGUCCAGCAGCCCAUGGCUCCAUCCGAUGUGGAGACCCAAGAGCCUCUGGAACCGGAGCCCGCCCACGAACUCCGUUCCGAUGGCUAUUACUAUAAACAGGCCGAAGAACAGCGUCGUCUGCGGCAUUAAGUCACACAAAAUUGAGUCACCCAAUGACGACAUCGACUCACACGACGAUGCGUCAUCUAAUUGUUGUUAAAUGUUUAUCUUAGUUCUUAAAGAGCAUAUUAAAUUUCGGAUUUGAAGAAAUGUUUACCAUAGUUCUUAAAGAGCAUAUUCAAUUUCGAAUUU
Messenger RNA from Drosophila santomea, 957 nucleotides. Its product is annotated as activating signal cointegrator 1 complex subunit 2 homolog. The transcript has 2 exons. The record is from RefSeq and is a predicted model, not a curated record. The coding region runs from base 106 to 795 and encodes 229 amino acids. NCBI's taxonomy places the organism in Eukaryota, Metazoa, Arthropoda, Insecta, Diptera, Drosophilidae.